Paramecium pentaurelia is the source of this 906-nucleotide messenger RNA. The record is from the annotation of a GenBank genome assembly. NCBI's taxonomy places the organism in Eukaryota, Ciliophora, Oligohymenophorea, Peniculida, Parameciidae.
AUGAAAAUAGUUGUUAAAUAUUUCUACACCAUUUGCUAAUAGGAAUAAAGAAAAGAAACAAUCCGAUAAAUGAUAGCUGAAUACUUUGAUGAUAAUAUAGAAUUUGAUAAAGAAAUUUUCAAGGAUUAUCAAGAGUUCUUACAAUUCAUUUUCCCUUUUAGACCAAAGAGUCUAAAUAAACUUGGAGAAACUAAGAAUAUUAAAUAUUGUAAUAUUCUAAUAUAACAAUUAAUUGAAACUUAAUAAAUAAUGGAUACUAUGUUAAUUGAAUAGAGGAAAGAGUUAAGUUAAUCAGAAAUUUUAAAAAUUUAUAAAGAGAUUGACACAACAUCAGAUGGUUUCAUAGAUGUUAUAAAGUUAAGAAAAUACUUAUAAUAACAAUUUAAUUAUUAAACAUCAAAUGAGGAUUUGAUUUAUAUAUUUAGAAGGAUGGAUAAAGAUGAAGAUGGAUUCAUAAGUAUGGCAGAAUUUAUAGAUGAGUUUACAUUUGAAAAGUAAUAGAUUUCUUAGAUGUCAACUAUGGCAUAAACAAGAUAACAAUCAUAAGUAUCAUCAUAAACAUAAUUUGUACCUCCAUACUCUGAAGAUUGUAAAGAAUUUGCAUUAUUCAUUAAUAAAUUACAAAAAAUAUAAGUAAUAGAUUAAGAGGAAUUGCUUAAAUUGAAAAGAUAAUUCAUAAAAUAGAAAAAGCAAUCUUUUUUGAAUUUAUUUGAAGAUAUAGCCCAUUCAAUUUAUUUAGAUCAUCGUGAUCUUCUUAAUUUAUUAUAAUAGUAAUUAAUUUCUUAUAACAUAUUUAGUUUUAAAAUAAAUGUUAGCUGUGAUUUAGAAAGGAUAUGUAAAUUAUUUAAUGAGGAUAAUCCAGAUUAAAUAUGUUUUCAAGAUUUUCUAAAUUUUUUUACUUUUUGA